GUGAAAUGUAUUGUUUUCGUCCUUCAGGAGACUGACUCAAACUUUCUAUGUCCAAGGAUGAAUUUUGCUGAGAUACUAAGAACAAGUGGGAGCCAGUUAGCAUGGUCCCCAGACGGUCGUUUUUGUGCUGUACCUGUAACUGCAAGGUUAGAAAUCAGGGACUCUUCCUCUCUACAAGUGUUGAUUACAUACAACUGCACUGACCUAAUCCAGGUUUUGGAAUGGUCUUCAGACUCCUCCUAUGUGCUCACUGGCAACUAUAAGCGUUGUGUGACAGAAGUGUGGUCUAUUGAGGAUCCAGAUUGGAAAUGCAAGAUUAACGAAGGAUCCGCUGGGCUUAUAAAAGUUUGCUGGGCUCCAGAUAGUCGACAUAUUUUAACCACAGCCGAGUUUUAUUUACGCAUCACUGUAUGGUCGUUGGUUAGCAAGACAGUGUCAUAUAUAAAACACCCCAAGAACAUAGCACAGGGUUUGCAAUUCAGCCCAGACCAUGAUUAUUUGGCAGUGGUGGAGAGGAAGGAGUGCAAGGAUUACAUCUCUCUUAUGGAAACUAAAUCAUGGCAUCUGGUUAAGCACUUUGAAGUAGCAACAAGAGACCUAGCGGGUGUUCAGUGGUCAAGUGAUGGCUCAGUUCUUGCUGUAUGGGAGUCCCCCCUAGAGUAUAAAAUUCUCAUUUAUUCUCUUAGUGGGCACUCUUUGGCAACCUACUCUGCAUACCAGUGGUCACUCGGUAUAAAAGGAGUGUCUUGGUCUCCCUCUAGCCAGUUCCUAGCAAUUGGUAGUUACGAUCAGAAGGUACGCUUGAUGAACCACCUAACAUGGCGCAUCAUAGCAGAUUUUACACACGACUCUAUUAUUGACUCAGAAAACUGCGUAAUCUUUAAGGAGGUGGAAAAGCCUCUGACUGGUUAUCCAGCUACUUUGGCAUCAGUCCAAGGUCUUCCAUUGAUUCUUGAAACAACUUACGAGGAAGAGGAAACCAGACCGGUGAGCCUCGCUUCCAUCACCACUGAGCUGGGAAAGCAGGCUAGUCCACGCAUUGGUGUUGGAACUCUUCUCUUCAGUAGAGAUAACCGUUACUUAGCAACACGUAAUGACAACAUGCCAGCCACCAUAUGGAUAUGGAGUGUACCAAAACUGUCAUUAAAGGCUGUACUUGUACAUGUCAAUCCUGUAAAAGAAUUUACUUGGGACCCUCGACAGCCCCGUCUUGCACUGUGCACAGGGAGCAACCAUGUUUACUUCUGGUCUCCAUUUGGCUGCUUAACAGUUGCCAUCCCCGGGGCACCCACACUGCAGAUCUCAUCACUCAGAUGGCAUCCUUCAGGUUCUUCUAUAGCCUUGAUGGGACGUGACCAAUUCUCAGUCUGUUUCUUUGAUGGCCAGCCAAAGAUGAUGGGACUGAAUUCCAGCGCUUAAUCAUUAACUCAGGUUCUCGUUUUUACUAAGUUCAAUAUUUGGGAAAAAUAGAUGGCGAGGGGACUUAUAUGAUGAUUGCUUGAGCAUCAGAUUAUUUCUGGAGGGUCUUCCAUAUUUAUGAGCUUGUAAUAUUAAGUCUCAUUUCUUAUCUUCCCAUGGAAAAAUAUUUUCAACUUAUGUUUAGUCAUUCAUCAAACUAAAAUUUCAGAAUUCUUCUUUAAUAGGAAAAUGCACUUCACUCCAAACUCUUCAUUUACUCAAACUUUGUUGCCUGUCAUCUCAAUCAAGUCCUUUUUGUAUUUCCAUAACUUCACCAGCUGCUCUCGGUUUCAUUUUGAAUUGUGUGCAGUUCUCAUUGAAUUUUAUUAUUGCAUCCUCAUGAAACUUGCUGCCUUCUGAUCAUCAUAAUGUUAUUUAAAAUUAUACUCUACUUUAGAGUUUUUGAUCAUAAGCUGUUUAAAAGAUAAAGGCAAUACAGUAGAUUCAUUUUCAGUCUUCAAAACUGUACAUUGGUAAUGAAAACAAAAUAGACUUUGGUAAAUGGAGGCAAAGAAUGGAUAUAAAGGAUGAGCAUGACUAUUAAUUCUACGAGAGAUUAAUAAAGUUUUUGAAAUAACAGAAAAGAACAUUACUAAAACAACUUCUCGACCAAUAUAUAAUGAUACCACUCAGUUACCAUGGAUGUGAACUGCUGUCACUUCCUGCUAUAGUGGAGAUUAGAGUAUUAGUUAUUGACAGACGACAUACACUGACAAGGUACAAAAAAAUAAGACUUUUUAGCAUAAACUUGUACAUUAAUAAACCAGUGAGGAUCAAGAUGCAAAGUUGUGAAAGUAUGAUUCAGGGUAGAGAUGUGCAUCAACAAAACUGAAAUGAUUCUUCAGAGCUGUUCUUCCUAAUGUGUUCAAGGUGAAAGGAAAAAAUAAUAAUUAUAACAUAUAAAUUAAUAAAUGUAUAAUUUCAAGAAACAAUGACAAAAUAGUUCUUCCAAGGAUUUAGUGUCCAUUUGUUGUUGCUAGUCAGGGAUGGUAAUCUAAAUAUUGACUGUGUUAUGCAAUGAAAAUAAGUGUAUAUUUCUGGGUAAACUAUAUUUUUUAUAAUCUAAAAUAAAUAAAGUUAUCUUCCAUCUGUUUUA
This is a messenger RNA of Homarus americanus (American lobster), 2554 nucleotides long. Its product is annotated as WD repeat-containing protein WRAP73-like. The record is from RefSeq and is a predicted model, not a curated record. Gene Ontology annotation, cellular component: mitotic spindle; MWP complex; microtubule organizing center. Gene Ontology annotation, biological process: microtubule anchoring at mitotic spindle pole body; mitotic sister chromatid segregation; protein localization to mitotic spindle pole body. The transcript has 9 exons. The coding region runs from base 58 to 1419 and encodes 453 amino acids. NCBI's taxonomy places the organism in Eukaryota, Metazoa, Arthropoda, Malacostraca, Decapoda, Nephropidae. Gene Ontology annotation, molecular function: protein binding.